This is a messenger RNA of Anopheles merus, 1075 nucleotides long. RefSeq lists its product as uncharacterized. The record is from RefSeq and is a predicted model, not a curated record. NCBI's taxonomy places the organism in Eukaryota, Metazoa, Arthropoda, Insecta, Diptera, Culicidae. The coding region runs from base 105 to 908 and encodes 267 amino acids. The transcript is spliced from 4 exons.
AACAAACCACCAGCGCCAUUUGUUUACAUUUAAUUUUAGGGGUUGUUUCGUAGAAAAAUAAGGUCCACGUCCGGAAUUAAGCGAAAAUUACCCCAACCAACACCAUGAACGUGAUACAAUCCAACAUCUCCACCACGAUCAGGAGUUUCAAUAUUUCCGACGAUAUUCGAAUAGAGGUAAAAAAGUUCCGCACCAAUGCGAGCAUCGACGAGGUGGAUAUUGAGGACGACGAGGAUGAUAUUUCCAUCAUACAGAAGAUUCACAAAACGUUCGCCGAUCCGCACAGUACGACAUUCGAUCCGGCCACACUGAAAUCGAUUAUCGCACGGCUGGACAACAUUGAGAAGAAGUUGGAAAACAUCGUAUACAUGAACCAGCAGGCAGAUUCGCUUGAAGCGGCCGCACGACAGCAGCAAGCCGGAAUUGUAAAUCUACCACCAUCCAGCGGUGGAGUUAUUGUUGGCAGCAGUGGGGAUGAAGGAUUGGAGCUGAAGCUGGAAUCUCUUGAUUCCGACAGUGAGCUGAUCGGAGAAUUCAUCGAGCAGGAUGAACUGAAGCUGGUAGAGUUCCCCAUCAACCGGAUCGAGGAGCUGAAAGAGCUGGAAGAAUCCAUCACGACCGAUCAGGAGUCAUUUGUGUCGUUUGUCAACUUCAUAGGCGCCACCGUGCAAAAGUACAACCGGAAUCUGGAACUCGUGCUGAAAGAUUUCAUCACAGAAUCGUUGAUCAAUGAGCUCGGCUACAGCACGACCAAAGAAUCGAUGCUGUCGUUCUACAUCUUCAACCAGUUGCUUUACGAUAUCUGGAAAAAUGAAUACUCCACCAUUAAUGACUACAACAACAAGCUGAAGAAUAUCGUCAUAAAGACACAGAAUCGAUUUUUGCGAAUGAACAAAAACAAGAAAUAAAACAAUAAAGCGUAUACGUACUUACAAUUUAGUCAUAUGUGGCCACGAGUCUCCAAACCCGUUAAAGAGUCGAACACUUUCCACCAAAGUCUUGCGAAUGUAACAUUUGCGCCUGAAGAUCUAUGUAUGUUGAAAUUAUAAAUCCAAUCGUUUGAUUUUUUUCCACA